Molecule: messenger RNA, 2999 nt
Organism: Nothobranchius furzeri (turquoise killifish)
Lineage: Eukaryota; Metazoa; Chordata; Actinopteri; Cyprinodontiformes; Nothobranchiidae
Product: E3 SUMO-protein ligase ZBED1
Molecular function (GO): protein dimerization activity
Source: RefSeq, a predicted model, not a curated record
GUCCACAAAAAUAAACAAUAAUAAACAAGAGUCUGCUUCUAGACCUGCAGAAAGAGACAAGAAAAAAAAGCAAAGGAACAAAAAAAAAAAGGGACACAACAACAAUACAACAAGAUCAAGCUAUCACUGUGUCAACUUGAUGAUGAAAUAUAAAAUCAACAUUGUUUUACUGAACAAUCACACGAUAAUAAAUCGCAGUGCAUUAAGUGCCCACCAUGGCCUUAAGACCUGUGUUUAACGUGCCCAAGCCCAUACUUUUGAGAGCACCAUGUGAGCACCUGUGUGUGUACACGCGCUUGUUUAUGUAAGGUUUCUCUAUAGGAGUAAAUGGUGAUAUUGAUGUUAGGCCAUAUCGCCCAGCCCUAUGUCUUGGUAUGAGCAAAUGCAAAUAAUUUGAAUGUUUGGUUAUAUUUUCUAAAGUUAGUGACUGAUUGUGAACACAGAUUGACUGUGAGAGUUUGGACUUUUAAACUGAUAUCAGUAUGUAAAAUAGCAGUGUGUUAACUAAAGUAGAGAAUCACUUCUGUUUUAGUUUUGUUGUAUUGCAAUUAAAGCAAAGCAGGUGGCAUAACGCCUAAGUCACACCCAUCUACUUCUGGACCACGGGUUCACAGAGGAACAAAAAAAUGAAUGCAAGUCAACGGGGCUAAAAACGCUAUUGUCUAACUCCGCUUGUUUUGUGCCAUGGAUUUCACAUAUGAUGUCUGUGAAUUUUAAAGACGCAUUUUGAUAAUAAGAUGGCCGUUUGUUCAGUGACAGAGAGGGAAAACAAAUGCCCCCUGGGGGGAGUGGUACCUGGGAGGAUAUCAAUGGCACAUUCAUAUGGGCAAUGUGGAGGCAGCAUGGUGGCUCAGUGUUUAAUGAAAGCCAUUUUCAGGUCAUGGUAAUCUGGGGGAACUUUGGAGAGGUGAGGAUAGGUUUCUUGGAAGUUCUACAUAGAGUACAUGAUGAUGCAUUGGAAAAACAUUUAGACAGACGUUGGUCAGACCAACUUAAAAUCUCCCCCUUACACUAGUCGAGAUGUGGGUUGUGGGUUCAGAGCCAGGGAAUCCCCAAAAUGAUUGGGAUAUCAGGGGAAUUGAUGAGCAGGAAGCAGAGAUUUUCAAUAUGUUUGCCUCCUAGUCUCAUGCUCACUGGUUCCGUUUCAUGGGUGACAUGGGGUGACCGUCUAUGGCCUGUACUUCCUGUGUUUUGGAAAUGGGGUGUAAACUCAACCCAAUAGACUUGGCAAUAUCAGUGUCCAUAAAUUCUGUGUGUGCCCCUGAAUCAAUGAAGACAGGACACUGAUGUUCCUGGUUUGAGUGAGAGAACAUAGCAUUGGUGAAAGGACAUAUAGGAGUUCUGGGGAUGAUAUGGCGCAGUAGAGACCUCCUAACUUCUUUUUUUUUAGCUGCUUGAUGCCUGUGCACUCAUGUGCAAAGACUUGGUUUAGUGGAUCUUUCUCCAACUAAAAUAUGUGAAAAUGUGUUAAGAAGGAAGCUAAUGCAUUACCAGAGGCAGACAGAUUUUCUGUGAGUUCUGAAGAAUCCUAAAACAGUAGGUGUGCUCCAGGGGAGGUGGUUGUGCUGCAUUCAGUUGUUGGCGGCCCACUCCACUCAAACAUCCUUGACAGAGGGUCGAGCAGACUGCAGCAACCACAGACAUAUACAAAGACUCCCUGUGGACUGGCGCUGCCUAUUGGAGCUGCCGUAGUAGUUGGCUGCCAUCUUGGAUGGGUCUCCAUUUGCCCCCAGUGCAUUCACAGUAUUUCUAAUGAGGAAUGUGUUUAUCCAACUAAAAAACACAUUUUAUUAUGCUUUUUCACAAAAUCAAGCAUAUGGCAUGGCUGUGUUGAAAAAAUCGAUUCUCUGAUUCUGAAUCGAUUCAUAUAUAAAUUCAUAAAGAUCGAGUCAUACGUCCAAAGAUCGAUUUAACCAUUUAACAGUGUCUGGCUCUUGUACAGCUAAAAUAUAAAAGAAGUUCAGAGGCGUGGGUGAUGAUAAAGGGUUAAUAUGGUGCAGCGACCUUCUCCCGCCCACCGUCAUGUGACUGAAUUAACGCAUGCGUGCUAGGUGUGAAGAUAUUUUUUUAAAAUGGCGUCGGAUACUAGCAGCGACGUUAGCCAUGCGCUCGAUUUGAAAACACCAAAAACUCUUAAAGCUUCGGUCUGGCAGCAUUUUGGUUUCAGAACGGACAAAGAGAAAGGUCAGCUUGACAAAAGCAAAGUGAUUUGCAAGGCAUGCCAAAUGGAGGUGAAAUAUUGCGGAAAUACAACCAAUCUCAACAAUCGCAUUUUGCGACAUCACCAAGAUCUUGCGUGCAAGCCGUCCGCUGGUCUGCAGCAGAUGAAAUUCAAGGAAUCACUACAACUACCGGCUAAUUCUACACGUUCUCACAAAAAAACUGAGGUGAUAGCGGGCUUCAUUUGCAAGAAUAUGCGCCCAUAUUCUGUCGUUGAAAACGAGGGCUUCAAGCGGCUAAUGAAAGUAGUGGAGCCAAUGAAAAAAGCUACUGAAGUCAUGUCAGAAGAAAAGUCACCAACUCUCUCAGUGAUGGCACUCCUGCAUGCUCUGCUGCUGAAGGAGAUGACCAGCCUCCCAGAAGACUCCAAAGUUGUUAAGGAUAUGAAGAAUGAGAUCAAGAAAAACCUGAGCACAAGACGGCCAUGCUGCAUGCCGCCUCAGCUGUUGAUCCACGCUUCAAAGCCCUGCCAUUUCUGGGUGAGGAGGAGCGAGAGCACACCUUCUCCAGGCUGAGGCAGUGGGUGGGAUGGAGGAAGAAGCAUCUAAUCAAGAUGAAGUUGAUGAAAUGGAGGAAGAGGAGGAAAACAACCCCCCUGCACCUAACCCCAAGCAAUCCAGUGCUUUGGAGUCUCUCCUUGGGGAAGCCUACAUACCAAGAGAGGAGAGGGGACAUGCAAAGAAAACUCUUGCAGAGGUGGCAGAAGAUGAGAUCAAGAGGUACAGGGCGAGGAGACCUGCAGGACAAUCCUCUGGUCUGGUGGAGAGAGAAGAUGAAAA